GGAAACCGGAGUGCCCGGAGAAAAAACACCUGGCACAGGGAGGGCUGGGAUUGAACCCGCGUCCUCUGAACUGUGAGGCCAAUGCUUUCUCGCUGCUUCACUGUGCUGCCAGCUCACUGUGGAGCCGGUUGGGCGCAGCACAGAGCGGCGUGCACUUCUUUCCUCUUCCGACUGCUCCAGUCAGCACCGGCGGAUUAUGGACACUUUCGCCGCAGCUCUCACGUCCUAACCGGGGUCGUGCAGCUGAUCGAGGAGCCGCAUAAGCAGGAGAAGGCCAGUAUGAGGAUGGUGUAACCACAAGAGACACUGCUCACAACUCAGGCCAUGGCUUCCAUGCCACUUCUUUUUGUCAGCUUCCUCAUCUCCUCCCUCCAUCCAUGUGAUGCCCAGGUCAUCUUUGGCACAUCGCCUUCCUUCUCUCCUCUGGAUCUUCCCAAAGAAUCUCAACCCACAAAGCAGACCGACAGUUUCUGGUCGUCUUUCCCUCCCACCGUGCAAAGUCCUGUGCCAGCUAAGGUUUCAGUGCGGAAUCGGCUGACAAUAACAUAUGCAGAAGACCAAGGGUCAAGAACACACUCGGCUGCCUCUACUAUGUCAACUCUUUCUUCUCGGACGCUUAGCGGUGGGAAAAAAAUGAGUCGACCCACCAUUACUGUGGCCAGGAUGGGAUCGACAAGUCCGUCACUUAAUGGUACUGUGCAGAAGGAAGAAGCCUUGAUGACAUCUGUGCUCUCUUUACCCUCUGGCAACAAACUGGUGACAGCUAGCAGUGAUUUGCAGGGACUCGGAUCAGGUAGUACAAUGCUGAUGCGCGAAAAGGAACAACUUCUCACUCCUAUGCCAACGACUACAGAUAAAAUGGCACAGUAUCAACCACACGUGCGGACUAAAAUAGCCGUUGUACACAAUUCAUCUGUGGACACUCAGACUCUUGUGCCUCAAGUGCUGGCACUAACGACAGAAAGUGUAUCACGAGCCACGCCGUCUCCCGUAGAAACACAGGCCACACCCCGUGCUGUUGUAUUGACAGGUGAAUUGACACCUCCCACUGACAGAAAACAUGAGUCAAGGGUUGCAGGGACUUUAAGCAGACCUUUCACCACAACCACAGUCGGCUCUAUUGGAAAAAAAACACAAGCGCCGGGAAGCAAGCAGACUUCUCUUUCAAAGAUUGUGACAGAGAAAGAAGCUGCAACAACUGCAGCUAGUCUGCUUACCGCUACCGAAUUGGAAGAGGAAACACCAACGAAAGCAAAAACAAAACAAAACAAAAGUGCAUAUCUGGAGAGAAACACAACAAGCACAACUGUGCAGUCAACACCACCAGUGACCUCAUCAUUUCUGAACACCAGUCUUAGACCAGUCGCCUCUCCAAGCUUCAUUGAUCAGAAGAAUCAUUCCAUUUUGUCAGCCGAUUCUCACCAAGCUUCCAAGCCGUCCCCUUCUCCCAACUAUGAACCCGCUGCAAAUGGAAGCCUUAUCUACUGGAGUCACCUGAACAGGAGUCUGACUUUUGCAUGGGCCCUCCAUGUCUACGGUUCAGUAAGCCUUUUCCUGCUCUUGUUUGCCACAUCUGCUCUCGGACUCAUCUUGUCCCCAAGUUCAAAGUGUCCUCAUAGGGGGGCUCUUGCACUGGCCAAUGCCCUGUUGUUUCUAGUUGGCGGACUUAGGGCCUCUCUUUUUCUGAUUGAUCCCUAUGGGACACAAAAGAUCCUCCCUCGUUCAGCAGUUGCAGCCAUUUACAAUUUGCCACUACACUUGCUAGUGUGGACGCAAGCCGCCUUGGCCCUGCUGGCCUUGAGGGUGGCUGGAGUGACAGUGUUACCUUCAACCUUGGAGCGUCCUCCCCUAGUGGCUGUGUUGGCUGUGCUGCAGUGCACUCUGCUGCUGGCAGCAGAUCUGCUUUCACCAGCCCUGUCGCCUGUGGUGCCUGUCACCCUGCAGGUUCUCUCCUUGUGCUGGGGUCUGGGUCUCUGUAUAGGAUUUGUCUUCUAUCUCUUUCCACGUAUACGUUGCCCUCCCAUUCCUCACCCUGGAGUUGCUGAAGAGGCCAGGAGAAAGGGUUGGACGGGGAGCAGAAGAGAGAGGAUGAUUUUUGGAAAGGUGCUGGCAGUUUGUGCCGUUGUUGGAGUCCUGUGCUGUGGGCUACAUGUUCAUGCUACCCUUUGGCUCUAUGGACUUCUAGGGGACUGGAUGAGCUUCAACUGGGGCUGGUGGCUGGUUCAUUUCUGGGCCAGACUCCUGGAGCUGACCUGGGGAUUGUGCCUCCUUUUUUUAGCGUCAUGGGUUUUCUGGAGGCCCCAGUGUUGCAGAGGAAGAGAUGAUGGGGGAGCAGGAGAUGGAAUAACAGCAGGAGACAUGCCAUCCCCUGGCCAUUCUGGGGGCUCAACUUAUAGACACACGUGCUGGUCAAAGAUAGUUCAGAGUCUGACAGGGAAACCUUGCAGAAAAUCUGAUUGUAGCGGAGUUGGAGGAGGAGGGCAAGCAGAUAUGCCAAACAAUUGGGCUGGCCAGGAACGUUCUGGAGUUGACAUCACAAAGACUCUUAUCAGGAACAAUAAUCAUGAUCAAACAGCUGCUCCACCAGAGUGGAUCAAAGAUAGCAACCGAGUAUGCAACCACAGGGGCACUUCAGCAGAGCGUGGCAUAUGUGAUGGCUCUGCAGGUUCACUGCUCAGACUACAGGCACUAGGACUGACACCACAGCACUCAGUCACUGGAAGUCUGGAUCCGGAUAGGGAAACAUCUCUCUCCAUGUGUGAGUUUGAUCUCCGACCCCCAUCUCCCAUUAACCUCACCCGCAGCAUCGAUGAAGCACUGCACCGAGAGCACCUGGUCGAAGGUGGUAGCUUGUUCCAUUCAUUUAACCAAAAUUCGCAAUCCCCCUCCCCUGGGUCAGGAGUCAGUCCAGGGCCUUGGCUGCGCAGGAACAGUGACCCUCAGUUUUCUGAGAGCAGUGAGGCGCCUACCGAGUCCUCCAUGCCUCUGGGGGGCAGCAUUCUCAGCAGUGUACCAAGCAGGCAGGUGACUGCUCCACCCACACCAUCCCACCAGGGUCACAGGUGGGCCGGUAAUGAGGCAGGAAACGUUCCCUCGUCAGUGUCCUGCCCUGUGUCACUUCACCCCUCUAGAUUAUCAACGGGACAUCUGGGGGAGGAUGGAGUUGAUGACACACGACCUUUCAUCACACCGGACUCUGACCAGGGUCGAGGGAGAGCUGUGAGGCCCGUCGGUUCACGUAGUUACCUGGAGGUCAGCCGACGUGACGACUCUGCCAGUGUGAGCAGUGAAAUUAUUGACUUAUGAACUAAGACUUAGCCAUGAGAACCAAGGCCCUGGCGACACCAACAUUUAUCUUUUGCAAAGAAAACAAUAAUUGAAAUGUAGCUAUAAAACAUCUUUCCAUGCAUCCAAUUUCUAUAGUGGUUGUUGUCGCUUGGGUAACUGUUGAGCUGGAGCUUCUCCCAGCUGACUGGUCGCCAGCCAUUUGAAAGCAUUCACAUUCACACCAGUAGACAAUUUAGAGCGGGGUCGCCAAGGCGGUGCCCACGGGAGCAUGGUUGCCUGUUAGGACCACUAAAGGCGCCCCAUGAGGCAUGUUCUAAAAAAUAGCACAUGUCACAAAUCAUUAUUAUUUGUGCUUUAAAUUUUAAACCUGACAUGCUUACAUUAAUGAAAAAUUUUAAAUUGUGUCGCAUAGUAUAAAAGAAAUAAAUAUUUUAUGUAUUAUGACCACAGACACAGACGUUUGCCACAACAGGUCAUGUCGUCAGUCGUACGAUUCCUACUGACGAAUCAGCCCUCAGCCUCAAAAAUGUUGGUGGCCCCUAAUUUAGAGUUUUCAAUAAACCGAACGUAUGUUGGUAGGAUGUGGGUGAGAAACCAAACAAAUUUCACAUAGGAACGGCGGAGCAGAGAUUCAAAUCUGAAGAGAGAGAGGAGUUGCUAACCACUAACUCACUAUGCUGUCAAACUACAAAAAAGAGUCACCAACAGUAGUGCCUUGAAAUACAAAUGUAAUUUUUUCCAUGACUAUGCUAUCACAAUACAUUCAGCUAUUGAAUCUUCUUUCCCCAUUUAAAUGAAUAGUAAUGCAAUCUGUUCCAGUCCUUAUUUAAAAAAAAAAAAAAAAUCAAAAAUAUGUUCUAUUAAUGUCUUUUCAAAAGAAAAAGAAUACAUUCAACAAUAUUGUACAAUAUCAAAACACAGAGUCAGCCCCAUAACAGUUACUGUUCACCUAACCUGCGAACACAGAAAAUGCAAUCGGAAAACAACUUUUCUCUAAUGUAUAAUGUUCUUUUGUGGGGUCUAUUGGCACUUACCAAACCACAUUGCUGCUACUAACUGAUAUUCUACUUCCACUGCAAGGAAACCAAUGUGGUUUGAUGGUGGCCAGAUGUUGUGAAGUGAACUGCCACCAUCUAACGGUCUAGGUUUAGAGUGCGCUUGAAUCUCAAUCGCAAAUUUUGCUAAUUUGUCAAAACAAAACAAAAAUGGUCAAGUGACUGAUUGACCAAUACAUACAUCAAGGCACUUGUCUUUCAAGACACCACUGUCUCUUUCUUGUUGUUUCUGCAAUAGAUGUGAAUAUAUACAGUAUCCAUCCAUCCAUUUCCUUCUGCUCAUCUGAGGUUGGGUCGCAAAGGCAGUAGCUUUAGCAGGAGCUCUUCCGAGGAGAUCCCCAGUAACCGGAGAGAUGUAAUCUAUGGAAGUAAAUAGGUGCCACCAGGAUUUUAAUUUGAAAUGCCACAGAAAACAAGAUUUUAAUUUGAAAUGUAAAGUCAUCACAUUUUCAAUAGUAUUUCAGUGUAACUUUUCUAUGUUAACAAUUCAACUGGCUACAAUUCGCUGUCUGAAAUUCACCGUCUGUGCCACAAGGCAGGGUUACUUCAGGUCAGAACCGAACACUCAGCCAAUCGCAGUUACACUUUCUUCGUCAUAUACUAAAAAAGCUGAAAUGGAUUGGCUGGCUGUUUGGUUCUGACGUGAAGUAACCCUGCCUGGUGGCACAGACGGUGAAUUUUAGACAGCGAAUUGUAGCAACUAUUCAAAACGUGAUCACUUUACAUUUCAAAUUUAAGUACUGUUUUCUGUGGCAUUUCAAAUUCAAAUCCUGGUGGCACUUAUUUACUUCCAUAGUAAUUUCUCCACCGUGUCCUGCGGUGUCCCAAGAACACCUCACCAGUGGGGCGUCCGGGAGGCAUCCCAAGCAGAUGCCCAGGCCACCUCAUCUGGGUCCUCUCAAUGUGAAGGAGCAGCGGGUCUACUCUGAGGCCCUCCGAGUUACUGAGCUUCUCACCCUAUCUCCAAGGGAGAGCCUGUACACCCUGCAGAGGAAACACAUUUCAGACACUUGUAUUCAGGAUCUCAGUUGCGCCCCAUAGUUUGUGACCCCAGGUGAGGGUAAGAACGUUGAUAGACCGGUAAAUCGAGAGUUUUGUCUUUCAUUUUAACUCCUUAUUAACCAUAAUGGACCAAUACAAAGUCUACAUUACUGCGGAGCCUGCAACAAUCUGCCUGUCAAUCUCGCAUUCCAUUCUUCCCUCACUUGUGAACAAGACCCCAAGAUAUUUGAACUCUUCCAUUUGGGGCAGGAUCUCAUCCCUAUCUUAGAGAGGGCACUCCUCCCUUUUCUGACUAUAGUCUCAGAUUUGGACAUGCUGAUUCUCAUCCUAGCUACUUCACACUCCAGUGAGAGUUGAAGAUUGCAACUUGAUAAAGUCAACAGAACCAUAUCAUCUGAAAAAAGUCGGGAUGCAAUUGGGAGGCCACCAAAGGCCACCUUGGCUGCAGAAAUUAUAUCCAUGAAAGUUCUAGACAAAGGUGACAAAGAAUAAUAUUGGCAGAGUCCAACCCUCACUGGAAAUUAGUCCAACUUACUGCACUGGCAAUGCCGACCAAACUCUGACCCUGGUCAAACGGGGACCGAACAGUCCAUAUCAGGGGUAUCAGCGCCCCAUACUCCUGACGCACCCCACACAGGACUCCCAGAAGGACAUGGUCAAAUGCCUUCUCCAAGUCCACAAAAUACUAGAAUGCUCGUUGGGCGAACAUUGGACGCUUGAGGCCCCUGCUGAGGGUGAAGACCUAGUCCACUCUUCAAUGCCCAUGACAAAAAUCACACUCCUACUCCUGAAGCUGAGAUUCAACGUUCCGAUGGACCCUUCUCUCUAGCGCAACUGAAUAGACUUUACCAGGCAGGCUUGGGAGUGUGAUCCCCUGUAGGUGGAAAAUACCCUCCAGCCCACCUUCAUAAAAAGGGGGACUACUAUCCCACUCCACCAAUCCAGAGGCACUGUCCCCGACGUCCAUGCAGUGUUGCAGAGGCGUGUCAAACAGGACAGCCCCACAAUAUCCAGAGCCUUUAGGAACUUUGGGCAAAUAUCAUCCUCCCCCAUGGUCUUUCCACCAAGGAGCUGUUUAACCACUUCGGUGACCUCCACCCCAGAGAUAGGAGAUCCCGUCUCAGAGACCCCAGAUUCUGCUUCCUUUUGGGAAGGUGUGUCAGUGGAAUGGAGGAGGUUCUUGAAGUAUUCUCACCAGCGCCUCACAACAUCUUAAGUUGAGGUCAGGAGGGCCCCAUCCUCACUAUACAGUGUUGAUGGUGUGUGUGUGUGUGUGUGUGUGUGGUGUGUGUGUGUGUGUGUGUGUGUGUUUAUGAGAGACUGUGGAGAACACACCUAAUUUCCAGUUCUAUGAAUGGUUCCUCUGUGGGUCACUGCUGAUUUGUAUUGGGGGCUCAUUAGUGUUCCUAUUAAAAUGGAUCAUCAAAUCAUUGCCUGGAGACAUUGCUCAACAUCAUAAUUGUUAUGGAUGGGAGGCAAGCUUUUGCUUCUCUGUGUAUAUCAACAAUAGUGACUUCAUUUCAUUUGGUCCUGUGAAUUUUCAUUUCAAUGUUCCUUUGUCAUGUAAAAUGUGCCACGUAUUAUUUUUGCUUUGUUUUGUAUUGGUAAUCGUUCUGUAAACCCACAGCCUAUCAUCUUGAACAUGCUGACUCAACAAUUUUUAAGCUCUUAAUAUGCUGCCGCUGUCCUGCCUGCUUGGGUACUGACACCAUAUUGAAGUAGUAAACAACAACCACAGUUGCACCUGCUAUAAUAUGUAGUACAGGCAGUUCGUGCUUACAUGCUAAUUGUAGACAAUUAUCAUGACUGGGUGAUCUCAAUGCCGGUGAUUGCGUUUUAGGUUAGGAAUGUUGAAUUUCAACCUGACACAGGUUUCCAGGACAGAACCAGUUAAAAAAUAAAAAAAAAUGUCUUGCCAUGAACUCAUGAACGCAGCACUUAAUUUUUCAUCAAAGCACCAGACU
Messenger RNA from Syngnathoides biaculeatus (alligator pipefish), 7309 nucleotides. RefSeq names its product proline-rich transmembrane protein 3. The coding region runs from base 325 to 3306 and encodes 993 amino acids. The record is from RefSeq and is a predicted model, not a curated record. The transcript is spliced from 5 exons. NCBI's taxonomy places the organism in Eukaryota, Metazoa, Chordata, Actinopteri, Syngnathiformes, Syngnathidae.